This is a messenger RNA of Mesocricetus auratus (golden hamster), 886 nucleotides long. It is a transcript of the gene Il22, whose product is annotated as interleukin 22. The record is from RefSeq and is a predicted model, not a curated record. Bases 1 to 543 code for a protein of 180 amino acids. Gene Ontology annotation, cellular component: extracellular region. The transcript has 5 exons. Lineage: Eukaryota; Metazoa; Chordata; Mammalia; Rodentia; Cricetidae.
AUGGCUGUCCUGCAGAAGAAAUCUAUGAGCUUUUCCCUCAUGGGGCCUUUGGCUGCCAGCUGCCUGCUUCUCAUUGCCCUGUGGGCCCAUGAGGCAGUGGGACUGCCCAUCACUUCCCACUGCAAGCUUGAUGUGUCCAACUUCCAGCGGCCAUACUUCACCAACCGUACCUUCAAGCUGGCUGAGGAGGCUAGCCUUGCAGAUAACAACACAGAUGUCCGGCUCAUUGGAGAUGAACUGUUCCAAGGAGUCAAUAGGCAGAAUCGAUGCUACCUGAUGAAGCAGGUACUCAACUUCACCCUUGCAGAAGUGCUGAUCCCCCAUUCAGACAGAUUCCAGCCCUACAUGCAGCAGGUGGUACCCUUCCUGACCAAGCUAAGCAACCAGCUCAGCCUCUGUCAAAUCCGUGGUGAUGGCCAGCACAUCCAGAAGAAUAUACAAACCCUGAAGGAGACAGUAAAACAGCUCGGCGAGAGUGGAGAAAUCAAAGCAAUUGGGGAGCUGAAUCUGCUGUUUAUGCACCUGAGGAAUUAUUGUGUCUGAGCGAGAGAGACCAGAAAAUGAAUAACAACCCUUCCUCCCUACUAAAAAUAACAAUAAGAGCCCCCCAAAAGGUCUUUUUUAAUACAGGAAGGUGAGAUGCUAAACUCUACCAUCAUUAGGAGAUUCUACAUGAAACCUGGCUCAGUUGAAAAAGAAAACCAAUGUCAUGCUGUCUAUAAGAUCAGAUGUAGAUUUUCUAACCACAAAGAUUCAUUGAUAAUAUUUUAUUGUAACUGAUGAUACAAGAGAAAAAUAAUGUUUUUUUAAAAAAAUUGAUUAUUUCCACAAAAGAGAUUACUUCUCACUCCUUUAGAAAAAAAGGCCUAUGUAACUCCAUUUCCAU